AUGAUUCCACAAAACGUCUACGAACUUUGUCGCGGAGACCUGUCCGUCAGUUCCGAGCUCGCCAAGAAUCCAACGCUGUCGCCUCAUGAUGCGUGCAAGAAGCUCUUCGGCGUUGAUGCCGAUGAUCAGAAAGUCACCAAGAAGGUUGAUAUCUCCACCGAAGCUGCAGAAGACCUAGAGCAAGCUUUCCAAUGUGGGAAAUGGGGUAAUUCGCGACCCAGCGACUUGUUUCUGAGAAUAUAUCACGAUGUCUUAUGUACACUGGAAAAGAACCCACUAGUGGGCGUAUGCUCGCCUGCAUUACUUGGUAGCAAUGGUGUUUGCCCUUUGACCAUCAUGGCAACGGUGCCUGACAUAUGUCGCCACAUGUCCAACGCUAUCGCCCGCGCUGAACAUGAAGUCUUCCUCGCCACAAACUUCUGGUCCUACUCAGAACCCACUAGAUUGAUAACCAAUGCACUCAAGGAGUUGUCGAAGAAGGCCGUCAAGACCAAUCGACGAGUUGUCGUCAAGAUCAUCUAUGAUCGGGGCAGUGCAAAGCAGGCACGUCACCAAGCAAACAGGAGAAUCCCUCGUUCUAACAUUGUUCAGGUCAUCAAGAACCAUCUGCCCGUGAGCCCAGAGGACUAUUCUGACCCUGAGGGCAAGAUUCGUAUACCUCGUCCUGAAGAGCUGCCCAAUCUCGAUCUUGAGGUGAUGAACUACCAUCAACCCAUCUUUGGCACGUUUCAUGCAAAAUAUUGUGUAAUCGACCGCAAGAUUGCCAUAAUUCAAAGCAAUAAUAUUCAGGAUAUUGACAAUCUCGAGAUGAUGACACAGUUCGAGGGCGAUAUUGUUGACUCAUUCUAUGAUGUCGCCCUAAUAUCGUGGCACAAGCUGAUGACCCCGACUCUUCCAUGUAUCAACACUCCCAAUGUUGGUCGCCCGACGCCGACAUUCGAGGCUAAAGAAUACGCCACUCUUUUCGACGACAACGGAAAACUCGUUAAUGUCUAUCAUGCGACGGAUUCGGUACCAGAGGGGGACCACUCUCUGCGUGAUGUCGCAUCUCAUGGAACACAGCUCAACCUUCCUCAGCACACUUCGCAAGAUCCUCACUACGACGAGGACCUCAAAUCAGAAGUAUUGCGUGCCGUCGCAACAUUGAACCCGACUCCAGGCGAGACGCGAAUCAACGCCAUCACUCGACUACUCAAUACCACCAUCCAACCCAACACCAAGGGCACUGCUCCAGAGAUCGAGCCACGCGAUACAAUGACUCCGCUGAUACCGAUCCCUCGCCAUGAACCAUUCCCAGUCGCGAUGGUCUGCCGCGAACCGUGGGGCGCCCCGACGAAGCAAGCGCUCUACACGCCACAGAACGAAGCCUGGACAUCUGCUCUCCGGCAUGCCAAGAAGUCCGUCUUCAUUCAAACCCCGGACCUGAACGCCGAAGCUUUACUCCCCGAAAUCCUGGCAGCUUGUCGGCGCGGAAUCGAAGUCACGUACUACUACUGCCUGGGCUACAACGACGCGGGCGAACUCCUGCCCAUGCAAGGCGGGCACAACGAAGGCAUCGCGAAUUACCUGUACAAGGAGCUUCAGGAGGAAUAUCACAGCAACCUCAACAUCUACGUCUACGUGGCAAAAGACCAGACACGGCCGAUCCACAACAAAUUCAAGUCCCGCUCGUGCCACAUCAAGCUCAUGGUCGUCGACGGACACAUCGGCAUCCAAGGGAAUGGCAACCAGGACACGCAGAGCUGGUACCACAGCCAGGAGACGAACGUCAUGAUCGACAGUGAAUUGGUCGUGGGAGCGUGGCUGGCGGGGAUCCGACAGAAUCAAAACACGCAUCUGUUCGGGAAGGUCGGCAAGGAUGGGCCUGAUGCUGGGUGCUGGAAGGAUCCGGAGACGGGCAAGCAGGCCGAAGGCGCGAUCGGUGUUGAUCCAGGGAGGUUCGCUUGGGCCAAGGGCAUCGUUGGUGCUGUUCAGCGUGUGAGAGGCAUGGGCGGUUUCUGA
Exophiala bonariae is the source of this 2001-nucleotide messenger RNA. RefSeq lists its product as uncharacterized. The record is from RefSeq and is a predicted model, not a curated record. Lineage: Eukaryota; Fungi; Ascomycota; Eurotiomycetes; Chaetothyriales; Herpotrichiellaceae. The transcript is spliced from 4 exons. The coding region runs from base 1 to 2001 and encodes 666 amino acids. Gene Ontology annotation, molecular function: catalytic activity.